Molecule: messenger RNA, 2331 nt
Organism: Vigna unguiculata (cowpea)
Lineage: Eukaryota; Viridiplantae; Streptophyta; Magnoliopsida; Fabales; Fabaceae
Gene: PHT2;1
Product: phosphate transporter 2;1
Biological process (GO): phosphate ion transmembrane transport
Cellular component (GO): membrane
Molecular function (GO): phosphate transmembrane transporter activity
Source: RefSeq, a predicted model, not a curated record
UUCUGACAAAUAGUUGGUGGCUACAGAUAUAUUUUUGGAAAGAACGCAGAGAAUCACCAUUCACCACUCAUUCCCCUCCACACUUCGCUAUGCUCUCUGCCACAUUCCCCUCCCUUGUCCUCACCCACCACCACCAUCACCACCACAACCUUCACCGCUCAACGCCCAACAAUCUUAACGAAUAAUCAAACACAAAUUCCGACCAGACACACACUUUUUCACAUCGUUCUUCCUUCCUCAACCAACAUGAAUCCCUCCUGUCGCUUCGCUUCGGCUAAACACACUCCCUUCCUUCGCAACUCUCACGCCACCUCCAUUUUCUUCCUCCGAAACUCCCACCGCGUCAACACCCUCGUACCCUCGCUACCGCCGAUACCGCCAAAACCUUCCUCGCUUAGCAUUCUCAGGUUCAGGCACUUGAGCGCCGCCAAGCGCUUUGCCACGCUGUCGUCUUUCGCCGAAGGGGAGGCGGAGGGGCGGAAGGAGGGAGUUCGAGCGGCGAACGGCGAUGAGGUGGAUGGGAUUGCGAAGGCCUUUGACAUAUCAUCGGGAACCGCGUCGGCCAUAUCGAUAUGCAUGGCUUUGGCGGUGCUGAGCUUCCCGCUGAUGAUGAAGUCGCUGGGGCCGGGGCUGGCGUUGAAGACGAGGGUGCUGUCCUACGCGACGUUGCUGUUCGGGUUUUACAUGGCGUGGAACAUUGGCGCCAACGACGUGGCGAACGCUAUGGGGACCUCGGUGGGGUCGGGGGCGCUGACGCUGAGGCAGGCGGUGGUGACGGCGGCGGUGCUGGAGUUUUCGGGGGCGCUGUUGAUGGGGUCGCACGUGACGAACACGAUGCAGAAGGGGAUUCUGUUGGCCAAUGUGUUCAAUGGGAAGCAUACUCUGCUCUUCGCUGGCUUGCUCUCUUCUCUGGCUGCUGCUGGUACUUGGUUGCAGUUUGCAUCAUAUUAUGGUUGGCCAGUAUCUACUACACAUUGUAUAGUAGGAGCAAUGGUGGGGUUUGGUUUAGUAUAUGGAGGUCCUGGAGCUGUUUACUGGGGUUCACUAGCAAGGGUGAUCUCUUCCUGGGUUGUGUCACCACUGAUGGGAGCAGCUGUAUCAUUUCUUGUCUACAAGUGCAUCCGAAGGUUUGUAUACAGUGCACCUAACCCCGGACUAGCAGCAGCUGCCGCCGCACCAAUUGCUGUAUUUCUAGGUGUUACCGGGAUUUCAUUUGUUGCGUUUCCCCUUAGCAAGAGUUUUCCUUUAGCUUUGGCACAAGCUUUAGUGGGUGGAACUGUUGGUGCUUUUCUGGUUGACAGAAUCAUCAGAAAGCAGCUGGGCCAUCUUCUUGUCAAGUCAAAUACUCCAAAGCCUGAGCCAAAAGAAGGAACUGUCCACCACAACAUAGGAUUCCUGGACGAUGUUGCAGGCCCAAAGGGUGCUCAAUUGGAAAUAGUUUAUGGAGUGUUUGGUUACAUGCAAGUUCUUUCAGCAUGUUUCAUGUCAUUUGCUCACGGUGGAAAUGAUGUCUCCAACGCCAUAGGUCCACUGGCAGGUGCACUGGCUAUCCUUCAAGGUGGUGCCAUGGGAGCUGAGAUUGUCAUUCCAACUGAUGUUCUCGCUUGGGGAGGAUUUGGAAUAGUUGCAGGGCUAAUGAUGUGGGGUUACAGAGUGAUAGCUACAAUAGGAAAGAAAAUUACAGAACUUACUCCGACCAGAGGAUUUGCAGCUGAGUUUGCUGCUGCCUCUGUGGUUCUGUUUGCUUCAAAACUGGGGCUACCCAUCUCUGGAACCCAUACUCUAGUAGGUGCAGUAAUGGGUGUUGGAUUUGCAAGGGGAUUUAACAGUGUUAGAGCAGAAACUGUGAAGGAGAUUGUGGCUUCAUGGGUAGUUACUAUUCCGGUUGGUGCUGUUCUCUCAGUCAUCUACACUUGGAUCUUGACUAGGAUUUUGUCCUAUAUUUUAUGAGGGUGCAUUCUGAGAUAUGAAAGCUUAUAUAUAGGUGGUUAAUUCAAGUUACUGUCACCAUCUUUCAAAGCAUUGUUUUGUGCAGUACAAAUUGGAGAAGAGGGGAUUGGUGUGGCUGCACAUGCAUCGUGGAUGGAAGAUUCUUAACUCAGUUGGCAAGGGAUGAAUCUUUUAUGUUCGGAUGUCAAGCCUGUGAUUACUAUGUUCAUUUAAUCUCGGAUGGAAAUUUAAUAAGAAAGAAAAUGAGUGGAGCAUUCCUCAGCUCCAGCAUUUUUAGACUUUUACUAUUUUUUAUUAAUAAGCUUCAUUGUUAUGUUAAAAGGUUACAGAUUCAGCGAUAUUGAUCUGUAUUUAGUGAAUUCAUUUAACCUUGUUGCCUCA